Molecule: messenger RNA, 3827 nt
Organism: Mobula hypostoma (lesser devil ray)
Lineage: Eukaryota; Metazoa; Chordata; Chondrichthyes; Myliobatiformes; Myliobatidae
Product: transmembrane protein 79-like
Exons: 4
Coding region: 184-1326 (380 amino acids)
Biological process (GO): regulated exocytosis
Cellular component (GO): lysosomal membrane; trans-Golgi network membrane
Source: RefSeq, a predicted model, not a curated record
UCCAACAGGUUUGUGGACUGCAGGAAGUAAGGCAUGAAAAUAGGAGUUUUUUUUCUGAUGGAAGGCAGUGAUGUAGUUUAUUAGAACGCACUGAAUAUCAGAACAAGGCUGGCUGUGUGUUUGAGGUGAAUCUAAAUUCAUCGGUUUCGGUGUAUCUGCUGGAGGAUUAAGGUACAGCCCGGAAUGUCUGCCGUUCUGCCACUGGUCCGGAUCAAUCCAGAGCACCAAAUGGAUAAUCUCAAGGAUGAGGCCUCAGACUCCGAGGGGACGGGGAGCGCCAUGCCUCCGGAGGAAGCCAGCAGCCCCCUGCACAGCUCCGAAACCCUUGAAUACCCAGGUGACAAGCAGUGCCCCAGCUGCCUGGAGGUUGUCCCGUCGGCCGAGGAGGUGCCAGAUGGGGAGGAACCGGGCGAGGCCCCUCCCCUGCUGGAGGAGAGGUCGGAGACCCCACCCCCGCAUCUCUGCGAUCCCAGUGUCCACAUACGGGUAGUCCCCGGAGGCUCACUGCUGAGCGAGCAGGAGCUGACGCAGAGGAGCAGUGAGGAGGAGGAGGAGGAGAAAGUGUGUGUCUUGGCCAACGGAGGCAGGGCCUUGGAAGGGGGCAGCAAUCCGGAGCACCGGCCCUUCCUGGCGUUCCGGAGCCGCAGCCGGGCUGCGAUGGACAGGGAGCAGCCGGACGAGGAGGCGGCCUGGGAGGCCGAGGGGGACGGGGUGGACAGGGGCUGCUGCGGCUGCUGCAGCCGCUCCAGCCUGAAGGGCACGGCAGCCCUGGCGGGGUCCCUGCUCGUCUACCCCUGCUUCCUGUACGGCGCCUAUGUCUUCCUGCCCUUCGACGUGCCCCUGAUGCCCGACCUCGGCGCCCGCCUCAUCUACACCCUCCGCUGCAGCAUCUUCGCCACUGUCCCCAUCCUGAUGGGAAUUAUCGUGUACGGGCUGGCGCGCCUCUGCUCCUCCUCGAUUGACCCGUUCGAUAAGCAGAAGGAGGAGGUCGAGAUCCACCUGCGCUUCUUCACGGACUCGGUCCAUCUCUUCCUGCUGUUCCUCGUGAACCUGCUGGUGCUCUCCACCUACCUCCCGCACGAGGUGCUCAAACUGCUGCCUCUCCUCACGGCCUUCUUCGCCCUGGCCAGGCUGAUUUACUGGCUAACCUUCGCCAUCAGCAGCACCUUCAGGGGUUUUGGCUACGGCCUCACCUUCUUCCCCAUCCUGGGCCUACUCAUCUGCAAUCUGUGCUACAUGUUCGUGCUGUCCCCCGAUCAGAUGUUCUCGACCUCCCUCAGCCAGGAGGAACAGAGUCAGGCCCCGCGCCAGAGGUUCUGGGGGUGAACGGUAUUUGGAAAGUGGACGUUAACCUGUCUUCUUGAGUUUCUUUGUUGGUCAGCGUCCUGGCCGUCUUCAGAAUCUGGUUUAAUAUCACCGGCAUAUGUCAUGAAAUUUGUUAUUUUGCAGCAGCAGUACAAUGCGAUACAUAAUUAAAAAUAUUGCAAUAAGACACACACACGCACACACAUAUAUGAAUUAUUAUGUAGUACAAAAAGAAAAAAUUGUGAGGUUGUGUACAUGGGUUGGUUGUCUCUUCAGUAAUCUGAUGUUGGAGGGGGAAGAAGUUGUUCCUGAAUCACUGAGAGUGUGCCUUCAGCCUCCUGUACCUCCUCCUUGAUGGCAGCAAUGAGAAGAGGGCAUGUCCUGGGUGAUGGGGAUCCUUAAUGAUGGAGGCCACACUUUUGAGGCUCUUGAAGGUGUUCUAGAUGCUGGGGAGGCUGGUGUCUAUGAUGGAGCCGGCAGAGUUUAUAACUUUCUGCAACUUUUUCGGAUCCUGUGCAGUGCCCCUCGCCCCAUAUGAGAUGGUAAUGCAACCAUUUAGAAUGGUCUCUGUGGUACCUCUGUAUAAAUUUGUGAGCCUUUGUUUCAUAUUAAUAAAUAGCCACGAAUAGCAAAGCAGUCGAUGGGCCGAAUAGCUUAAAUCUGCUCCUAUGUCUUAUAUUCUUAUAGUGUCACAUCUAUACAUUCUUGGCUGCAACAGAGUGGCUACUGGCGACUGGGCAAACUCUGAAUAAACUAAACAUUCUGGGAGGUUCUGUAGUUUCUGAUGUAUCCCGGUUAACUGUUACCACCUGAGGCUGCAGGGAAAAGUUGGCCUGCAGUUUCGAAACGCCUGGCCUGUCCCUUUCAUGGAUGUCCGGAAGCAGCUCGUAGUUUCAAGAAAUUGUGGGAAAUGGUUGACUCAGGAAGAUCCCACAGGUGCAGAGGGAGCCGUGGCUGGGCUCUUGGCCAGUGGUGAGUGAGGCCAAGCGAGUUUUAUGUGCUGUUCUGGUCACCUACAUGCAGGAAAGCACUGGAGUUGAGAUGUCCUGUUGAAGUUGUAUAAGAUGUUGGUGAGGCCAAAUUUGGAAUAUUGUGUGCAAUUCGGGUCACCUACCUGCAGGAAAGGUUAAAACAAAACAGAAAGAGGUUGGAGAAAAUUUACAGGGAUGUUGCCAGUGCUCGAGGACCUGCGUUAUAAGGAAAGGUUGAAUAGGUUUGGACUUUAUUCUCUGGAGCAGAGGAGAAUGAGGGGAGUUUUCAUAGAGAUAUACGAAAUUAUGACGUGUAUAGAAUGGGAAAUGCAAGCAAGCUUUUUCUACUGAGGCUGGAUGAGACUAGAAGCAGAGGUCAUAGAUUUAGGAUGAAAGGUGAAAUAUUUAAGGGGAACCUGAGGGGGAUCUUCUUCGGAGAGUGGUGUGAGUGUAGAAUGAGCCACCAGCGCAAGUGGGUUUGAUUGCAACAUUUAAGAGAAGUUUGGCUAAGUACGUGGAUGGGAGGGAUAUGGAGGGCUGUGGUCCAGGUGGGGGCUGACCGGACUAGGCAGAACAACAAUUUGGCAUGGACUUGAUAGGCCAUAGGACCUGUGUCUGUUCUGCAGUACUCUACACUGAGGCCACAGAAACCUGGAGCUGCUGGAGGAACUGAGCAGCAACCAGGGUGGUGGUGGGGAAAUGACAGUCGACAUUUUAUAGACUCACAUAUCUGAGAUAAAGGCCCUUCAGCCCAUCUAGUCCAGACAGACCUAAUACAGGCAAGUCCCAUUUUCUCAUAUUUGACCCAUAUCCCUCAAAACCCUUCCAGUCCAUGUACUGUGGUUAGUUAGUGCUGUUACAGCUCAGGGGAUCAUAUUUCAGAGUUUGUAAAUCCUACCCAUACAAUGCAUGAGUUUCCUCCCAGUGCUAAAGUUUUUUUCCCCAAAGUCCAAAGACGUACUGGUCCAUAACUUAAUUGUCCAUUGCAAUUGACCCGUUACAGAGAAAAGUUGAACAAGUUGGAUCUUUAUUCCUUGGAGCGUAGAAGGGGGGACUUGAUAGAGGUAUUUAAAAUUAUGAGGGGGAUAGAUAGAGUUGACGUGGAUAGGCUUUUUCCAUUGAGAGUAGGGGAGAUUCAAACAAGAGGACAUGAGUUGAGAGUUAAGGGGCAAAAGUUUGGGGGUAACACGAGGGAGAACUUCUUUACUCAGAGAGUGGCAGCUGUGUGGAACGAGCUUACAGUAGAAGUGGUAGAGGCAGGUUCGAUUUUGUCAUUUAAAAAAGAAUUGGUUAGGUAUGUGGACAGGAAAGGAAUGAAGGGUUAAGGGCUGAGUGCAGGUCGGUGGGACUAGGUGAGAGUAAGAGUUCGGCACGGACUAGAAGGGCCGAGAUGGCCUGUUUCCGUGCUGUAAUUGUUAUAUGGUUAUAUUAAGCUAGGGUUAAAUCGUGGGUUGCUGGGCAGCGUGGCUCGAGGGACCGAAAGGGUCUUUUCUGCAUUGUAUCUCUAAAUAAAAUAAAAAUGGUGUCAAGGUACGUACUUCAGGCACUCCC